AUGGACUCAAGUUCCGACGUGACGAUUCAAAAGUCCCCUUCUGCUGCCCCUUCCACCUCUUCCGCCUCUCCCAUCCCUGUUGCCUCUCCCAUCCCUGUUGCCUCUCCCACCCCUGCUGCCUCUCCCACCCCUGCUGCCUCUCCCACCCCUGCUGCCUCUCCCACCCCUGCUGCCUCUCCCACCCCUGCUGCCUCUCCCACCCCUGCUGCCUCUCCCACCCCUGCUGCCUCUCCCACCCCUGCUGCCUCUCCCACCCUUGCUGCCCCUUCCACCUCUUCCGCCUCUCCCAUCCCUGUUGCCUCUCCCAUCCCUGUUGACCCUCCCACCCCUGCUGCCUCUCCAACCCCUGCUUCCCCUUUCACCCUUGCUGCCCCUCCCACCCCUGCUGCCCCUCCCACCCCUGCUGCCCCUCACACCCCUGCUGCCCCUUUCACUCCUGUUUCCCCACCUAUUGGUGCUACACCAUACCAUGCAAGUGCACCCGUUUCGAUUACAGGUGGCUCUGGUCCUGCUGCGUGUGGGGAGCGUGUGUGCGGUGCUGUGGGGUGUGGGACGGUGGGGGGUGGUGGUGGUGUGAAGCUGAGGAGUUGCGGUGGGUGUGGCAAGGUGGCGUAUUGCAGCAGAGAGUGCCAAAAGGCGCACUGGCCCUCCCACAAGCUCACAUGCCCUGGCAGGACCAGCGGGAGAAGUGGUGGCAGCAGCAGUGGCAAGAUGAGUGGCAAGGUCCAAGAACAACUGACAUGUUGA
Closterium sp. Naga37s-1 is the source of this 747-nucleotide messenger RNA. The record is from the annotation of a GenBank genome assembly. Lineage: Eukaryota; Viridiplantae; Streptophyta; Zygnematophyceae; Desmidiales; Closteriaceae.